Punctularia strigosozonata HHB-11173 SS5 is the source of this 2007-nucleotide messenger RNA. Its product is annotated as glucose-repressible alcohol dehydrogenase transcriptional effector. Gene Ontology annotation, cellular component: CCR4-NOT complex; cytoplasm; nucleus. Gene Ontology annotation, biological process: nuclear-transcribed mRNA poly(A) tail shortening. Gene Ontology annotation, molecular function: protein binding; poly(A)-specific ribonuclease activity. Bases 1 to 2007 code for a protein of 668 amino acids. NCBI's taxonomy places the organism in Eukaryota, Fungi, Basidiomycota, Agaricomycetes, Corticiales, Punctulariaceae. The transcript is spliced from 4 exons. The record is from RefSeq and is a predicted model, not a curated record.
AUGCAACAUCACCACCAGAACUCCCUCACCUCCUACACCUCCCCUCCCAACGGCCACACCCAGUCGAUUCAUGCACUAGCUCCGCCCACCCCAGGCUCCGCUGGACAGGUCGUCACGCCGCAUUGGCAACAGCAGCUGAUCAAGUACGAGACCAUCCGCGCUUCACGGUCACCGCACCACCGGGCACGAGCCAGCGCCAUGGCGUCCCGUACCGUCGCCAAAUCCGCCAUCCCCAUCACCAACCCGAACGCCAUCCCUAUCAAACCCCCCGCCGACGCCAACGGAAAUGGUGUGGUCAAAGAUGACAAAUCAGCCGCGUCGUCUGCAGCGUCCGAAGGUUCGCCGGGCGCCGCGGCCACCAGUGAAGACCACCCUUCCUCCAUCGUGGGGCCUAUACAGGAGCAGACGAGACCCGCAGGGGAGAAGCAGACGGAGAACACAUGGCAUUCGCUCGACAUGGGCGGUAUCAUGAUCAAGAACAUCCCGCCGACCUCUGGCCUCUUCGCCUUCACCUUCCUCACCAACCUCUACCUCAACCACAACCAACUCAGCCGAAUUCCUCCCCAGAUAUCCAGAUUGCGCCAUCUAGAGCUUCUCGAUCUCUCAGGGAAUUUGCUGACCGCCCUCCCUGAAGAGCUCGGGAUGCUCACGGAGUUGAAGGAGCUUUACGUAUUCGACAACAAGUUGACGACACUGCCCCACCAGCUUGGCACGCUUCACCAACUCCAAACGUUGGGCAUCGAAGGCAAUCCGUUGGACGAGUCGCUUAAAAAGAUAGUGCAGACCGAAGGCACUUCCACUCUCAUCUCCUAUCUCCGCGAUAACUGUCCGAGACCCGACACACCCCCUCCCCGCGUCUUCCACUCCCUCAUCAGCCCUGCCGAGCGUGAGGCCAUGCAGAGCGAUCCGAACGUAGAGACCCUCACCGUUCUCUGCUUCAACGUUCUGUGUGAGCGUGCAGCCACGGAACGUCUGUACGGCUAUACUCCAAGUUGGGCCCUUCAAUGGGACUACCGGAAGGAGCUCAUCAUGGCGGAGAUCACCAAUUACGACGCGGAUGUGCUGUGUUUGCAGGAGGUGGACAUCGGGCAGUACGAGGACUUCUUCGUGCCGCUGUUGGCGGAACAAGGGUACGACGGCGUGUACUGGCCCAAGUCGAGGCACAAGACGAUGAGCGGGACGGAUCGCCGGAUGGUGGAUGGCUGUGCGACGUUCUUCAAGGCAUCCAAAUUCCAGCUGGUGGAAAAGCACCUGAUCGAGUUCAGCACGGUCGCCAUGCAACGUCCGGACUUUAAGAAGACGGACGACAUGUUCAACCGGAUACUCGUUCGGGACAACAUCGCCGUCGUCUGUCUGCUCGAGAACCGCGACUCCGGCACCCGCUUCAUCAUCGCCAAUGCACACUUGCAUUGGGACGCCCGCUGUGCCGAUGUCAAGCUCGUGCAGACCGCGCUGCUCGUCGAGGAGACGGAGAAGAUCGCGGACAACUUCGCGAGGUACCCGCCGCGCCCGCCGCAGCCCCAAACGCCGGGAUCGACCGCCCCUCCGCAACGACCGCCUCCGAUGUAUUCGGAUGGGACGAAGAUCCCAACGCUCAUCUGCGGUGACUUCAAUUCCGUGCCCGGCAGCGGCGUGUACGAGUUCCUGUCGAACGGGUCGGUUCCUCCAGAUCAUCCAGACUGGCUAUCACACGUCUACGGGCGAUACACGUCCGACGGCGUACGGCACCGGUUGGGCCUAAAGAGUGUAUACCAGUCGCUCGGCGAGCUCCCGAUGACAAACUACACGGCCAACUACCAGGGUACUUUGGACUACAUCUGGUACUCGACGCAGAACCUCUCCGUCAGCGCGGUGCUGAGCGAGGUGGAUCGGACGUAUCUGGAGAAGGUCGUUGGGUUCCCCAAUACCAACUUCCCCUCAGAUCACAUCUGCAUCGCCGCUGAGCUCCGUGUCCGUCCUCCUCGGGAUUCACACUCGAACCGACCGCCCCCCGUCUUCCCGCCCUGA